This is a messenger RNA of Centrocercus urophasianus (Greater sage-grouse), 1042 nucleotides long. It is a transcript of the gene NDUFAF5, whose product is annotated as NADH:ubiquinone oxidoreductase complex assembly factor 5. Bases 1 to 1017 code for a protein of 338 amino acids. Gene Ontology annotation, biological process: mitochondrial respiratory chain complex I assembly. NCBI's taxonomy places the organism in Eukaryota, Metazoa, Chordata, Aves, Galliformes, Phasianidae. Gene Ontology annotation, molecular function: S-adenosylmethionine-dependent methyltransferase activity. The transcript is spliced from 11 exons. The record is from RefSeq and is a predicted model, not a curated record. Gene Ontology annotation, cellular component: mitochondrion.
AUGGCGGCGGCGCGGGCGCUCUGGCGGCCCGUCCUGCCCGCCCCGCAGGGUUGCGGCCGGCUCUGGGCGCGGACGGGGAGCGCGGCCGUCCCCCCUCCUCGUGGCGCCUCGCCGGGCGCGCGGAGCCCCUUCGACCGGCGGCUGAAGCGGAAGCAGAAGAACUGGGCGGCGCUGCGGCCGCGGCCGGCCGAGUGCGAGUACCUGCGGGACGAGGUCGGCGGCGGCGUGGCGGACCGGGUGCUCGACAUCCCCAGGACGUUCCGUCUGGCUUUGGACCUCGGCUCCGGGAGAGGUUACAUCGCCCGGCACCUGAACCGGGAGGUCGUUGAAAAACUCGUUCAGGUCGAUAUUGCGGAGAAUGUUUUCAAAAACGCUGUGGAGUCCGAAAUCCCUACAGUCAGCGUGGUGGCUGAUGAGGAGUUCCUGCCUUUCAAAGAAGACACGUUUGAUCUUGUUGUGAGCAGCUUGAGUUUACACUGGGUGAACGACCUUCCUAAAGCUUUUAGAGAGAUACACCAAGUUCUUAAGCCAGAUGGAGUCUUCAUUGGCGCAAUGUUUGGGGGAGACACUCUGUAUGAGCUUCGCUGCUCUUUGCAGCUAGCAGAAUUGGAGAGAGAAGGGGGAUUUUCUCCUCAUGUGUCACCAUUUGUUGCUGUGUCAGAUUUGGGACAUCUCCUGUCAAGAGCUGGGUUUAACACACUGACUGUGGAUACUGAUGAAAUUCAAGUAAACUAUCCAGGGUUAUUUGAGGUUAUGGAAGACUUGCAAGGUAUGGGAGAAAGUAAUUGCUCUUGGAAUAGAAAACCUCUGCUACACAGGGAUACAAUGUUGGCAGCUGCAGCAAUAUACCAAGAGAUGUAUGGCAAUGGUGAUGGCUCAGUACCUGCCACUUUUCAGAUCUUCUACAUGAUUGGAUGGAAAUUCCACGAGUCACAGGCAAAACCUGCACAGAGAGGUUCUGCGACAGUUUCAUUGGGAGAUCUGGCAAAAAUAGAUAAACUUCUUCAUCAGAAAUAAAAGUUGAUUUUGAGCUCCUAUAAAA